AAAAUUAAAAAAGAAAAAUCUUUAUCAAUAUCAAUUAGUUGUGAAAUCAAGUUAUAUCAUACGAAACAUAAAGAAUAAAAUGGGACGGAGGGAGUACGAAUAACCACGAUUAGCCAUAAAAUCCGUUUGAUUUCGCCGCCCGGUUUCGCCGGCGGCCAACCUAUGAAUCCCCUCCUCAACAACAAUCCUCGAACCCAAAGCACAAGAUAGGCCCUACCUGCGUACGUACAAAUAGCUCAACUGUGUCUUUGUUCACAUCAUUAACUAUAAAUACUUGUUAGCAAACAAUAUUACUAUCCAUAAUUCAAUUACAGCCAACAUUUCAGAUUCACCGGAACAACAGUUUAGAGAGAGAGAGAGAAAACCUUGGAAAAAUGGGUUCUCCAUUUGCUGUUUUGCAGAGACAAUUCGUUGAUCACUUACUCUUUUACCUUCAUGGGCGGAUUCUGAAUCGCGAGUUCAUUAAUCUAUUAUCGCUGCAACAAGAUCAUGCAUACCCAGGAUUCUUAGCUUCGAAUUUUACUGAUUUCUAUCAAGCUACUCAAGAAAACCUCGAUAAAUUGGCUCAAAUUCUAGAAGAAGACAAUGUGGAAUUCUCGAACAUCAAUCCGAUUCUUCGCUGUUUUAAGGAUAGCAGUUCCAUCAUCGGUGCAGAAGAUUUUGUUAGACAAUGUGUUGAAUUUAGAAGGAAUUCUCAUGCAAAGGACAAAGAAGGAUGCUUAAGUUGCUUGGAACGAACAAAGACAGCAUACUGCCUGCUGCAGUGUAUGGACUUGUUAGUUUGGCAGGUGGAGGAAGCAAUUGUAGAACUAGGUGGGACAAUUCUUGUGCCAUCAGUCAAUGAGACGAUUACUCGAGUUGCUGAAUACCAGUUUGAAUAUGUUGAUUACACAAGCUCAUUGAUGGAUAGGAACAUUCUGAUAAUUGAAAGAGACCCAAAAUAUCAAGCUCGGAAUCUGAAUAACUUCUUCACUCAAGUCCCCAUACUACUCGAUAAUCUUCUUAAAGAAUUCAGAGAUACAGAGACAUUUAUCGAUAUCCACUCGGAAAUUCAAACAACUCUACGUGGUAUGGCUGAUGUUGCUGAUAGUGCCGGAGUUACAUUGGCAGCUCUUUUGCCUAUAAGGAAUGCACUUAAAUCGUUAAAAACUUGGUAUAAUAAGAAGCACACGGAAGGUAUUAAGAGCAUGGAAGGGUGCUUAGAAAGCAUGGAACAAGCAAGGACUGAAUUCAACCUGCUGAAGCGCCAACUCGAGCCCAUACUGGAGAUGGAGAGACAGAUUUCAGAAGCUUCAAUGCCUAAGCCAUUAGUGAAGCAUAAUGAAAGAAUUGGAGCCGGGAAUCCUGAUCGUGUGUACGUCCGUGGCGGACAGAUUGUACAGCCUUCUAAAGACAGGAGAAAUUAAUUUCCAUAUUUUCAAUUGAUAUCUCACUCUGUAAUUACAUUUUGAACAUGAACAUUGUUGUCUAAAUUCUUUUUAAAUAGUGAAACAAUUUUGUUUUUGGUAAAA
Spinacia oleracea (spinach) is the source of this 1511-nucleotide messenger RNA. RefSeq lists its product as uncharacterized. Gene Ontology annotation, cellular component: cytoplasm; nucleus. The coding region runs from base 375 to 1406 and encodes 343 amino acids. Gene Ontology annotation, molecular function: protein histidine kinase binding; histidine phosphotransfer kinase activity. Lineage: Eukaryota; Viridiplantae; Streptophyta; Magnoliopsida; Caryophyllales; Amaranthaceae. The record is from RefSeq and is a predicted model, not a curated record. Gene Ontology annotation, biological process: phosphorylation; cytokinin-activated signaling pathway; phosphorelay signal transduction system. The transcript has 12 exons.